AGUUCUUAUCUUUAUUCGAAUGGAAAUGAAAUGAAAUCAAGCAAGCAAAGCACACACUCAUUCACACACACACGCACACAGAGUAAUGUGACAGAGCGUCGAAUCUAAAGAAUCAUUGAGAUCAGAGAGAAGUGUGUGCAGAGCAGAUUGAAUUCCUCAGUUUGAAUGGAUCGAAGAGAGAUGGAUGGAGGGCAUGUAUCUAGGGCUGAUGAGCAUCGAGUGCUUUCCGAUUUGUCUGCUUUCCCAAAUGUCGCAGCAAUGUUGGCCUUCGACCAGAUCUGGAAGAAGAAUCGAACCGAGAAGAAGAAGCGAAAAAUCGACCAAAUUCAUACGGAGCAACACCAUAAAAAACCUGGGCAAAUGCAAGUUACUGAGGGCUCAAAGCUUCAUGAAGUUGUGAUUUUAUCGGACGAUAGUGACGGGGAUGUUGUGAAAAAUAAUCAGAGCUGCAAAAUGGGUGGCGAGGAAAUAAUGCAAUCAGUGGAGGUGAAAAGGAUGCGAGAAAGUGGGCAAGAGGAAGAGGAGAAAAACAAUAAUGUUGGUGUCGGAAUUGUUAAUCCAAAAGUGAGCAGUGUGCAUAUAUCUAAAGUGGAUGAGUACCAAACACUUGCGGAUUUGACUAAUUUCCCAAACCUUUCUUCAACGUUGGCCUUUAAGGCCACCCGGAGGAAGAAUAGAAAGAAGAAGAAAAAUAAGAACAGAAAAAUCGAGAUCGGAGUGCAAAAUGAUACGGAACAACACCAUCAGAAACCUGGGCAAAUGCAAGUUACUGAGGGAGCAAAUCUUCAACAACUUGUGAUUCUAUCAGACGAUAGUGAUUUUGAAGUUACAAAAAAAAUUGAUAGCUGCAAAAUGGACAACAAGGAAACAAUGCAAUCAAUAGAGGCGGAAAGGAUACGAGAAAACAGCAAAGAAGAAGAGGAGAGAAGAAAUAAUGUUGGUGUUGGAAUUGGUAAUGACAAAGUGCGCAAUGGUCAUAUAUCUAAAAUGGAGGAGUACCAAAUGCUUGCUGAUUUGACUAAUUUCCCAAACCUUGCUUCAAUGUUGGCCUUCGAGGCCACCUGGAGGAAGAAUAGAAAGAAGAAGAAGAAAAAUAAGAAGAGAAAGCUCAAGAUCAGAGCUCAAAAUGAUAAGGAGCAACACCAUCAAAAACCUGAGCAAGUGGCGACAAUUGAGGCACCAAAUCUUCAAGAACUUGUGACUCUACCAGACACUAAUGAGAAUAGGGGCAUUAAAAAUGGUCAGAGCUGUGAAAUAAAUCGCGAGGACACAACAGAACUGAGAGAGGAGAAGAAGCAAAACAACAACAAAAACGAAGAAGAGCUGAAAGGUGAUAAUGCUGGUGUUCAAUCUGCAGAUCACAAAGUGAGUAAUGGACAUGUAUCAAAAGCAGAUGAGUACAAAAUGCUCAUGGAUUUAACUGAUUUCCCAAACCUUGCUGCAUUGUUGGCCUUUGAGGCCACUCAGAGAAAUAAUGGAACGAAGAAGAAGAAGAAUAAGAAGAGAAAAAUCGAGUUGAAAGUGCCAAACAAUAUGGUACAAAUUCCUUUGAGAGAGAGAGAGAGCUUCCUUUUAUAUUAUUUUUAUUUUCAGGCUGAUGUUGCAAAGGAAGAAACACAUACAAACACUUGUAAAGCUAUUGAAACUACUAAAGCAUUCAAGGUUGAUGACAAUCCAAGUUCUUUUGUGAUUGCCGAUCUCUAUUUAUCAAACUCACAAGAGGAUACUGUUAAUGCUGUGGAGGAAGACAAGCAGGCAGACUCAAGCAGAGAAAUUAUACCUUAUCUACCAAAACCAGUCAAAAGCAUGGAUGAGAUUGUGCCAAGAAAGCUUCUUUGUCGCCCCAGAUAUUUUAAUCACCCUGAAAGCAGUAGGGUGAUGGCUACACCUGUUACUCGUAAGAUGCAAAAGAAGAAGAAACCCUGCUUUAUUUGUGGGGGUCUCAAUCACAAUGUGACACAUUGCAAACAGGUAAUUGAUUGCUCUGUCUGCUCUGGAAGAGGUCACCUUGCCAAUGAUUGUCCGGAGAAAUAUGCAAUAAAGGAUGAGAGUUCCAAAUUUUGUUUAAGAUGUGGGGACUCUGGGCAUGAUUUGUUUUCAUGUAGCAGCGAUUAUUCCUAUGAUGAUCUCAAGGAAAUACGAUGUUUUGUUUGCAAAGCUUUUGGCCAUCUUUGUUGCGUUGACUACGUGGUUAAGGACCAAGGUUGCAGAAUGGGUGACUCCGAAAUUUCCCAACCUUAAGACGGUUCAAUAAAGAUCAUUAAAAAAUAAAUAAUAAUAAAAAAAAUGUGAUCCAGUACAAGGAAAGGGUGAGUAAAACUGGGUACCAAGGAAGUUUUUGGCUGAUUUUCUGGUCCUAUAUAUCCUCAAGGAAGUUUCAACCAUCAAAGUGGAACUCCGAGUUGACAAAUUUUUAGCAGUCAAAUGGUGUCGACACGAAGGUUUGGCGGCCCUUGCAUGGGAGAAUAAAUUAAUAAGGGUCGUUCACUUCCGAACUCUAUUGAAAAAGAGAAUGUUCUCUUCAGUGAGUUCAACCUGUUGUAACCUUGUAAAUAUGCACUCUUUUGCAAGUUAAUUUGACAUUAUCUCAGAUGUUGAAUUGGUUGGUAGUUAUAUAUAUAUAUAUAUAUUUUGUCUAUUUAGGCCUGUGAUGUUCUAGGUUAGUUUUAGUGGCUCGUUAUAGGUUCUUUCAAUGUACUCUAGUUUGUAUCUCUUUCUUUGCAUCUUUAUGUAUCUUGUAUUUUUUGUUU
Camellia sinensis is the source of this 2750-nucleotide messenger RNA. Lineage: Eukaryota; Viridiplantae; Streptophyta; Magnoliopsida; Ericales; Theaceae. The record is from RefSeq and is a predicted model, not a curated record.